Messenger RNA from Triticum turgidum subsp. durum (durum wheat), 768 nucleotides. The record is from the annotation of a GenBank genome assembly. Lineage: Eukaryota; Viridiplantae; Streptophyta; Magnoliopsida; Poales; Poaceae.
AUGGCCUCCCCUAAGCUCUUCCUUCUCCUCAUCAGUGUCAUCAUCUCCAUGCGAACUUCAAUGCAGACGGCGGCUGCGGCAAAUGGUCGCAUACAUCUCAUCAUGGUGAACAACUGCGCCGAGUCGGUGUGGCCGGCCAUGCUCGGCACCACCGGCCACGCCACGCCGCAGUCGGGCGGCUUCCACCUCGGCCCCGGCGAAGAGACCACCUUCGACGUGCCAGUAGGGUGGUCGGGGCGGGUGUGGCCGCGCCGGGGCUGCUCCUUCGACGCGCGCGGCAUGGGCAAGUGCGCCACGGGCGACUGCGGCGGCGUGCUGCGGUGCGGGGGCGCCCCGGGCGCCACCCCGACCACCGUGGUGGAGAUGACGCUGGGGACUCCACAGUCGCCGAUGCACUUCUACGACGUGAGCCUGGUGGACGGGUUCAACGCGCCGGUUUCCAUGACGCCGGUCGGUGGCGGCCGCGGGUGCGGCGUGGCGGCGUGCGGGGCGGACCUGAACGUCUGCUGCCCGUCGGCGCUGGAGGUGAGGGACCGGGAAGGGAGGGUGGCCGGUUGCCGGAGCGCGUGUCUGGCGAUGGGCAGCGACAAGUACUGCUGCACCGGGGAGUACGGGACGCCGGCGGCGUGCAAGCCCACUAUGUUCUCGCACCUGUUCAAGGCCAUCUGCCCCAGGGCCUACAGCUACGCCUUCGACGACGCCUCAAGCCUCAACCGCUGCAAGGCCAACCGAUACCUCAUCACAUUCUGCCCACCACAACCUGAAUGA